Molecule: messenger RNA, 927 nt
Organism: Aspergillus clavatus NRRL 1
Lineage: Eukaryota; Fungi; Ascomycota; Eurotiomycetes; Eurotiales; Aspergillaceae
Exons: 2
Coding region: 1-927 (308 amino acids)
Source: RefSeq, a predicted model, not a curated record
AUGUCGAACAACAGCCCCAUCGUCUCGCCGUUUCGAAUCUCGGACAAGGACUGGGAGAAGUUGGAUCGCAACGAUGCCUUCAAGGCCAUUCGGGAGAACCUGAGACGUCAGGAAGUGGGAAUGGAUGCCCCUAGCUUCUGCUCGUUUCAUCGCCAUUCCUGCUCCAAUCAAGAUCAGGAGGAGUUUCGUCUCCAUCGCGAUAUCAUCCACACUUUGCUUCUCCCCUUGUUUUUCCUCCACCACCAGGCUUCGCGCGUCGCGGCCAGUGUGCUGUCCCCGACUAAGUCGGCGGACCCUGAGCGCGCGUUCAGGGGCGAGGCGCGCAGUGCCUAUGCCUGGCUGCAAUGUAUCCUCCGCGAAGAGCACGAUUGGUAUCUGACCGAACGCUGCUCCGCGUGCAUUGUCCUGCAUGUCCUGAAUUCGGAGCCGACGAUCCGAUUCGUUGCCGUGGCAUGCCUGCUGUCGGAUGACUUGCAAGGGCUGAAUCUGCUCAACGCGAAGAAACAGCUGCCGAGUUUCGACUUUUGGUUCGAGACGCUGGAACGCGCGGUUCGCGAGGAUCCGUUCUGGGGCAGCGACUUUUGGCCGGACAUUGAGCACCGCGCAUGCACGUUGACCGACGGCGUUAAACAGCUGGUCGUGCAAUGUCUAGAACUCUCUGCCAUGGUGGAGCGUCAAAGCCUGCAAUCUCAGACGCUGUACAACGUCUCUGCCCAUGUCCAGUGUGACCUAACGCAACAACCGCCGGUUCACUCGGGCACCAUGCGAUCGGCCAAUCUGGCCCGGAAACACAUGACUGUCGAGGAGCACAAGUGCCAGACCAAAGUCACCCCCAAUCGCUGCCUGCAAUCCCGCUAUACUGAGCGACCCCAGCGAUUUCACACGCGCAGUAACGCCGAGUUUCGGAGAAGAACCAUGACGUCUUAG